Messenger RNA from Ipomoea nil (Japanese morning glory), 507 nucleotides. RefSeq names its product disease resistance protein RPP13-like. Gene Ontology annotation, biological process: defense response to fungus. The transcript has a single exon. The record is from RefSeq and is a predicted model, not a curated record. Bases 1 to 507 code for a protein of 168 amino acids. Gene Ontology annotation, molecular function: ADP binding. Lineage: Eukaryota; Viridiplantae; Streptophyta; Magnoliopsida; Solanales; Convolvulaceae.
AUGGCUGGAAUAGACAAAACCACAUUGAUCAAGAUGAUAUUCAAUGAUCGUGAACUUUGUCACGAGUUUUUCACUCGUCUUUGGAUUUACGUAUCUAGAACCAUGAAUAGGAAACAAUUAUUCAUGGACAUUAUAAGUAAAUUUACCAAGGUGACCAGUGGUUACAAGGAUACGAAGGAGGAGGAGCUGGCAGAAAGAAUCCAGGAUUUUUUGAAGGAGGAGAAGUAUUUCAUUGUUGUGGAUAAUGUAGGGCGCACAGAAGAUUGGGAUUAUUUGAGAACUGCUUUUCCCAACAACCAGAAAGGGAGUAGAAUAUUGGUAACAACGCGUAUUCUUGAAGUGGCUAAUCAUGUUGAUUCUAAAAAUGCUCCGCACAAGUUUCCUAUAUCUUGCAGCAUUUCCAAUAGGACAUCGAAUAAUUUCUGCCUGGAAAUUGAUUUACUUGUGGAUUGCAGAAGGAUUUAUUCCUUCUUCUUCAUCCCACUCGAAUAUGGAGGCCGAUGGUAA